Triplophysa dalaica is the source of this 1914-nucleotide messenger RNA. It is a transcript of the gene pex11a, whose product is annotated as peroxisomal biogenesis factor 11 alpha. The record is from RefSeq and is a predicted model, not a curated record. Gene Ontology annotation, biological process: regulation of peroxisome size; peroxisome fission. Bases 454 to 1194 code for a protein of 246 amino acids. The transcript has 3 exons. NCBI's taxonomy places the organism in Eukaryota, Metazoa, Chordata, Actinopteri, Cypriniformes, Nemacheilidae. Gene Ontology annotation, cellular component: peroxisomal membrane.
CAUCCUAUUAAAAAUAGCCAGUUGCAAAAAUAAUAAACCCUUUAAAAAGGUUUUUAAAAAAACUAAAAUUAUUUACAUUUUUUAGCAAAUUAUUAAACGCGUAGAGAGGAAAUAAGCUAGUCAGUAUAAAUUGCUUUAAAAUAGUCCGUCGUAAGUACAUUAUGUAAAUGUAAAAGUUUACGAUAUCCAUUUUUUUUUAGUUUAUAUAAACUAUAUUACUGAAACAAUAAAUGAUUUAACAACGGGAUGUGUAGUUUGUUCUUUGCUUCCGCCGUGUCUUUUGUAUGGCGCAUGCUUGCGUGAACUUUACCCUGUCCGUGUGGAUCUGACAGAGCACCAAACCGGAUUUAUAACUUGUGAAUAUGCAUCACUUUUAGAGCAUUUUAGUAUUUUACAACUGAAUUAUUUACAAUAAUCGCGUGUUGGGCGCUAUAUUAAACUGCUGCUGUCAAAAUGGAAACUUUUAUCAGCUUUACUAACCAAAGUCAAGGAAGGGAUCGCAUAUUCAGGGCGACCCAGUAUGCAUGUGCUUUGGCGAAAUACCUACUGAGAAAUGAAGCGAAAAGAAAUGAGCUGGUGAAAAAGCUGCAGUCUUUGGAGUCGAAUAUGAGCUCUGGUCGAAAACUACUCAGGCUCGGGAACACUGUGAACUCCGUCCAUGCGGUCGAAAGCGCUCUUCAUAUUUCUGACCCCGUGCUGCGCCUGUGCCUCACUUUUGCUAACCUCAACCGUGCCCUCUACUUCAUCUGCGACAACCUACUUUGGGCCAGAAGUAUUGGACUCAUACGAGACAUCAACAAGGAGCGCUGGAGUCUGAAUGCCUCUCGCUUCUAUUUUCUCUCCUUGAUCAUGAAUCUCACCAGAGAUGUCUAUGCCAUCACUCAGCUUAUGGCGCAGACGUCUCGGGAUAGACACUACCAGCACAAAGUCAACCAGCAUCUCAACGAAAGCCCAGAUGUGGCAUGUGUCGUUGUGCCUCAGCUUGAUGCUUUCCUCUUUCUGCUGAUCGAGAGCCUCAAAAGUCACCCAUCUGUGGCUCUCGAUACACUAAAAAACGUUUGCGAUCUUUUCAUUCCUCUUGACAGGCUUGGUAUUUUCCAGACAAAUGCGGGGGUGGUCGGUUUCUGUGGUCUUAUUUCUUCAGUUUUAGGCAUACUGUCUGUUCUGAGGCCCAACCUUAAAAUCAAGCCAUGAUUUAGGGAAUUUGUUUUCUAAUUUAUGUUUCAGAGUAACAUGACUAACAUAUAGCAUUUCAAUGCGUGAGCGGCUGGAUUAAGACUUCUGUUCACAAACACACACUGUUGUGAAGGGAUCAACUUAAAUUUUGCUCAAAUUUAGAUAUCAGGAUAGUACAUGUUACUUUGAAUUCAUGUAAGGGAUAUUUGAUAUUUUGCAGCGUGCACAUGUGACCCGUGCUGCAUACACUUUCAUUAAAUAGAGUGCCUUGAUGUAUCUGUCAUUGAAUUUGGAUCAUACAAGACCAAGAGAAAUAAUAAACCUGUCAUUUGCACAUUUUAAAUAUUUUAAUAUAGAAAAUAUCACUGGAAUAAGAAUAAAUUGAAAGAACAGGGUAGAUUAACAUAUUUUGCAAAUGUAAUGUAUUUACAGACAUCUCUUCAGGUAACAGGUGUUGCACUGUGAGCAGAUGCUGAACUUUCUUAAACAUUUGCUUAACAUUUAGGUGUAGAGCCAUCUGUGGAAUAUUCUACCUCGACCCGCUAGAUCCCGUAUUUGUUUACAGAGCUAUAUUACAGAAUAACAAAGGUGAUACUUUUCUUACUUUAGGGGUCAGAUUUUGUCAUCCAAUGAUUUUUAACUUUGGUUUCUCAUUACAAAAGACUACUUUGCUUUAUAGUUUUGUUUAUCUGCCCAAACUGCUCUAAGCUUAAACUGUGAACUGAAAUAAAGAACAUU